AUGACCACCGAUGCUAUCGAAUCGAAGCCCCGCAAGGCUAUGAAUCCAGACCGACUUCGCAAGUUCAUCGACUCACCUAGCGUUGCGAAUGCCUCCCGGAACGUCCCAAUGGCGAUUGUAAAGCGCCAAACGCAGAUCACUUCCUGGAAUGGAGAGCAGUGCGACGUCCGAGCCUUCGAGAAGUUCGCACCAUCAGCACAUAUCAUUCCUUCAAGAGACCUCCGCUCUUGUGCAAUAGGCGAAGGAAAACCCGUCGCAUUGGUACCCAGCGGCUUGCAGAUCAACGAUGUCGCCCAUCGGUUAUCAGCGCCGUUGAUGCUCAAGAAAGAAACAUUAGCUCAUGCUGCAGAGAUUGAACACCGUGCUGUUCCUGGAUCGGUGAUGCUCAAAGAAGGUAUCAUGACUCCACAACAACGACGAGAGCGACUGCAUUAUGAGACGGACCAUCUUCAUGCCAAGCGUGCCAUGCAUCGCGCUGAUAUGAACGCUCGCAGACUUCACCAGAUCAUGUACGAGCGACACUCGACGUGUGAUGUGAUAGGCACACAACAUGGUACUCCUGAAGCAACAAGACUUCGUGGAGAAACCUACAAAUCCGAUUUAUUAAGUCACAAUGCAACAGGAGCUUCAGGUCGCGAGUACCAGAGCAAAAACUGCAAGGCAAAUCCUCGGUUACAGCACCACGACAGGCUCUUUACCGAAACACCACUUGACUGGAACCAGCAGAGAGCCCAAAACUUACGCAAUCAAAGCACCGCAGGACGCUCCUUUGACAUUGUGAACGGCGGCCGAGUGGAGCAUUAUCUUCCGACGAUCCCCGAGAAGCAACAUCAGUGGCAAACACACCCAUCCGUGUCCAUCCACCCAUACACUCGCUAA
Molecule: messenger RNA, 879 nt
Organism: Phytophthora infestans T30-4
Lineage: Eukaryota; Oomycota; Peronosporomycetes; Peronosporales; Peronosporaceae
Exons: 5
Coding region: 1-879 (292 amino acids)
Source: RefSeq, a predicted model, not a curated record